AAUCCUGUAACCAAAAAGACGGAUUUGAGAACUGUCCAUUGCCCUAUUCUUGCUGAAUUGAAGUUACAAAAACUACUAUACAAUGCUGCAAAAAAGAGUCAUUUGCCACUGAGGACCUUCUACAAAAGGCCCUUCACUUCUGUUUGUUUGAUGAUCAUGGUUGAUGAGGUAUUGGGUGGUGAAUGGUUAGCUGAUGAGGGAUGGGUUCUGUUGCAGGAGUUCUCUGAGGUUGAUGCAUCAGAUUCUAUGAGUUUAGUUGCUGGCUUAGAAGGAUUUUAUCCUUUUGAAGGAUUAAAGCCAACUCCUGAUUGGCAGUUCUAUUGUUCUAGGGGGCAGGCUGGUGUCCCUUACUCUAGUUUAAGGUGA
Molecule: messenger RNA, 366 nt
Organism: Ilex paraguariensis (yerba mate)
Lineage: Eukaryota; Viridiplantae; Streptophyta; Magnoliopsida; Aquifoliales; Aquifoliaceae
Source: the annotation of a GenBank genome assembly